Molecule: messenger RNA, 6627 nt
Organism: Cydia pomonella (codling moth)
Lineage: Eukaryota; Metazoa; Arthropoda; Insecta; Lepidoptera; Tortricidae
Gene: Sema5c
Product: semaphorin-5B
Exons: 20
Coding region: 453-3755 (1100 amino acids)
Biological process (GO): positive regulation of cell migration; semaphorin-plexin signaling pathway; axon guidance
Molecular function (GO): chemorepellent activity; semaphorin receptor binding
Source: RefSeq, a predicted model, not a curated record
GUAGCGCGCGCGCAUUCACGCACACUUCUGCGUGGUGGUGGUCGUCGCUUUUGUUAUUUUUUCAAUCCCUGCCAGCCACUUGCUGCCUUGGCUUGUUCACUGACUUUUUACAAGUGUAUAACUUUUGUUUUACUAUAUUAAACUCGAAUUACUUCGUAACCGGUGGUUAAAUGCUGUGAGAAUAUAUAAAUUUACUAGUUACAUCAAGUGAAAUCUGUCAAGUAAAGUCCAGAUGUUAGAAGAGCAAACGGCAACAACCUCGUUUUGUGUCAACAAAAUAUAAACAGUGAUCGGGACGAGUUAUACGAAACAAAAAGCGUAUAGUGAUGAAUUAAACAAUGGUCUAAACUGGAUAUUGGAGAAUGGGCUUCAUUCACUCGCGCCACUGGAUUAUUGGAACUUGAAUUUUGUUGCGACUUCACCCACAUAACGUUUAUGUUUAACCGCCAGCCAUGAUGGGGCCCAGACUAUACAAAGUCGCUGCUUUAAUACUACUUGGAACUCUGAGCAAGGGGCAACUGCCCGAAGAUGACUUCAGGAUAGUCAACAGACAAGAUCUCCUGGCGUCCGACAGCGAUAUGUUCGAAGAUAACAGCACUAAGUCAUUUUCGCAACUGCUGUUCGAUGUGGCAAGGGACCAGCUGAUCGUGGGCGCAAGGGAUACGCUGUACCGCCUCUCGCUACGCGGUCUCCGGCCGUUAGAGCGCGCUGAUUGGCCCGCGCCCGCCAACAAGUCGCACCUGUGCCAAGACAAGGGCCAGACGGAAGACGACUGCCACAACUACGUCAAAGUAUUGUUGAGCUACGGUCAUAAGCUGUUCGUAUGUGGGACUAAUGCGUUCAGCCCUGAGUGCAGCUGGAGAGAGAUCGAGUCAAUAAACACGGUGACAGAAUGGGUGUCCGGCGUGGCGAACUGCCCGUAUAACCCGCACUCCAACGUGACUACCAUCUUAUCCAGCAGCGGCGAGUUCUAUGCGGCCACUCCUACCGACUUCGCCAGUUCGCAGACUGCCAUUUACAGGACGCGCGGCGCCUCGGCCCACAACUCGGGCACGCUCCGCACCCGGGAAUACGACCUGACGUGGCUCAACCAGCCCGAGUUCGUCGGCAGCUUUGAGGACGACUUCUACGUCUACUUCGUGUUCAGAGAGUACGCUGUGGAGUUCAUGAACUGUGGCAAGGCCGUAUACUCCCGCAUCGCGCGGGUAUGCAAGAACGACAGCGGCAGUCAGCUCCGACGCGACAACUGGAGCACGUUCCUCAAGGCGCGCCUCGCCUGCUCCGUGCCCGGCGACGUGCCCUUCCACUACGACGAGGUGCAGGGCGUCGAGUACCUCCCGCAGGAGAAGCUGCUCGUGGCCAUCUUCACCACGCCCAGAAACGGUAUAGCCGGCAGUGCUGUAUGCAUAUACAACAUGUCAGACAUCGAUGCUGCAUUUGAAGGCCCAUUCAAGGUUCAAAACACCCCGACGUCUUCCUGGGAACACAGAUCGCCUUCUACUUGGGCGAGGGAGCACUACAGAUGCGUAAAGAACCCAAGGAAUCAACAAAGCCUGGAAUACCACAACUACAUGCUAAUGCACUAUCCCAUCCAACCCAUAUCGGACGAGCCCGUCUACCGCGUUACCUCCGACCGCUUCACCCACGUCACCGCCGACGUCGCCCAGGCCAAGAACGUGGGCAGACAGCUGGUGCUGUUCGUGGCGACGCAGGACAGUGACGUGUUGAAGCUGGCCGUGCUGCCGCGGUGCGAUGGCGCGUGCCUGGUCGAGCGGUGGAGGCUGAGCGACGGGGAGGGGUUCGCGGUGCGGGCUAUGCAGUUUGUUAAGGAUACUAUGUCGCUGUACAUCGGCAACGACAAGGGCGUCCUGCGCAUCGGCAGCGAGCGCUGCGCGCAGCACGCGCGCCGCGCCGGCUGCGUGGGCGCGGCCGACCCGCACUGCGGCUGGGACGACGCCCGCGACCAGUGCGUGCGCGCCGCCGCGCGCCUGCACGACGCGCACUUCGUGCAGAACACUGCCAGCUGCCCGGAGAAAACAGCACCAGUGGACGGUGGCUGGUCGUCGUGGUCGCAAUGGGAACCUUGUAUGCAGGACGGGACGUCGCACUCUGUCUAUGGUGACGAGAAACCCGACAUGUGUAUGUGUCGAACGAGAAAAUGUGACAACCCCAAACCGGUGAACGGCGGACGGAAGUGUGAAGGCGCAAGCAUAUCCGUAACGAACUGCACGGUGCACGGCGGCUGGUCGGCGUGGUCGGGCUGGUCGGAGUGCUCGGCCUCGUGCGGCAUCGCCGUCAAGUCGCGGCGCCGCGCCUGCGCCGCGCCCGAGCCGCGGCACGGCGGCCGCGUGUGCGUCGGCCAGGACACCCACGACCUCUACUGCAACAACCUGCCGCCCUGUCCCGAUCCAGCGCUAGCCCCCGUGGACGGCGGCUGGUCGGCGUGGGGCCCCUGGUCGGCGUGCGCGGCGGCGGGCGGGCCGGGCUGCGGGCCCGCGGCGGGCUGGCGCGAGCGGCGCCGCGCCUGCGCCGAGCCCGAGCCCAAGUACGGCGGCGCCGACUGCGACGGCGCCCGGCUGGACCGCCAGCCCUGCGACCUGCGCCCCUGCGAGCUCAGGAAGGCCGCCGCCUGGACGCCCUGGGUGCAGAUACCGGGUAAUGCCUCGGAUGGUAGCUACACCGAGAAGAGGUUUAAAUUUUCAUGUAAGGCGCCAUCUCCGGAACAAGUAAAACUGACGUUAGCCCGCGAAGAAGAGCGCUACUGCGACCCGCUGGGAGCGUGCGUGGCGGCGGACGAGGCGGGCUGGGAGCCGUGGGGCGCGUGGGGCGCGUGCUCGGCGCCGUGCGGCGGCGGCCAGCAGGCGCGGCGCCGCCGCUGCCGCCGCCCGCCCUGCGCCGGCGCGCCCGACAUGCUGCGCGCCUGCAACGUGCACGCCUGUUCCGGUGAAUGGUCGUGCUGGUCGGAGUGGAGCCCGUGCACGGGCGGCGACAGCAGCUCGGGCUGCGGCUCGGCGGGGCGGCGCUCGCGCACGCGCACGUGCCGCUCGCGCGAGGGCUGCGCCGACGCGGGCGCCGCGCUCGAAACGCGCGUCUGCGUGCUGCCGUGCGCAGAAUCGGAAGGUAACUGGAGCUCGUGGGGCGAAUGGAGCGAGUGCGAAAAUAACGAACGGACUCGCCGACGCAGCUGCGACAGCGGCGCCUGCGCCGGCGCCGUGCUGCAGGUGGCCCCCUGCGACCACGACGACAUGAGCAAUGAACUAUACGCGUUGCCCGCGUACAGCGACAGCGUCGAAAUGGCGUCGUUCGUGAGGGCGGGAGACUCGCUCAGCGUAGGAGGCAUUGUUGGCUGCGUUGUAGCCGCCUUCGUUAUGGGCUGCUUAGUUUGCUUGGCGGGCGUGAUAUACUUCCAAAGACGCGGUACCCGCUUACCGUGGCGACGGUCAACUCGUGUUCCUUCAAGCCCACAUUAUAUUACGGCCAAGCAGAACAGCUAUGUCACAGUCCCGCUGAAAGACGUUCCUCGCAAAGCGAAGCGCCAGCCAUCAUUCACGGGCAUCGGCAACUCGAGCGGCAUCCUGCUCUCCAAAAGCAACAACAUCUCCAACGCGAACAACCACAACAACACCACGGCCACGCCCAAGCUCUACCCCAAGGCCAUCGCCAACGAAUACGACUCCAUGGGAACGCUGCGGAGGCAUUCCAACCAGCCCAAUAACAGGAACAACCUUGACAGUGAGGAGGACAAGUUUUAUUAGCACAUAGGCUCAGCUCCCGGGUCUACCCGGUUAGGUUCAAAUUUUUGACAAUUAGUCUAUGUAGUGAGACAAGCCUUAGCUAGCUCAUAACUUACGCUCACGACUUGUUGACUCAGGUAGUCGGUACGAAGCAUGGUUCCAGAAACAAUAAAAAGCGAUUUUGAAUUUAGAUGCGAGUAUGAUGUUGGUUAAACCUGGGUAAACUUGGCGAAUAUUAUUUUACGCUACUUUUCUAGCUGCUUCAAGAAAAACGAACAGACAAACGCAUUUAGUUUAAUAUUGCAUUCUAAAUAUGGCGGAAACGUGAUCAUAUCAAGGUCGUAAUGCUUUAUUAGAUCUCUGAUGGGAAUAUUUUAUGUGGUAAUAUUAGCCUUGUGUGAAUCCGUUUGGCGAAGACUGGUUGUGUACAAACUUGUAUUGCAACCGUUGGAAUUUGACGUUAUGUGCCUAAGAUUGGUAUUCCACCUGUCCAAUUUCUUGGUCCGAUGUGUGUUUGCGUCUCAUAUUUUGCUUGAUGAGAAGGUGAGGCGCAAUGCACAUUGGACCAAGAAAUUGGACAGGUGGAAUACUACCCUUAACUAUGGGUAUUAGUAGAUAUUAAGAAAGUGUUAUUUGUCACUCGGUGUGUCUGAUAGUAUAUUACAAACAACAGAUGCUGUUAUAGAAUAAAUAUUGACAUUUAAUAAUCCUUAAUAAUUUGAAUUUGCCUAUUACGGUUGUUAAAAAAUGUGUAAGUUGUUUCAAUGAUUCCCUGUAUUGUUCAUGUGAUAAGCGGUUAUGAAUGAGUGCAUUUUAUGUAAAAUCCAGUGCCAUGGUGAUUAAAAUUGUAAAAUAAUCUAUUUUUAUAAAAUCUUACUAAGUUCAAUGAUUAUAAAUGUAAAUAUUAUUGUUACUAAAACUAGGCAUUUCCAAUAUGACAAAGCCACAUGUGCCAUGUAAAUAAGAUAAAUUAAAUGUAGAUACUAAUUAUUUAAGAUAUUAUUUCAAAUAUAUAUUUACACAUAGUCCUUAGUACAAAUUCAGGUGCCUUGGGAUAUUAUGUAUACAUACAAUGAUUUUAUAUACGCAAGUUGUUGCUGAAAACUAUAGUUUCACUCAUAUUUUGAAUGUUGACAACUCAACAUUUCACUUGACUCAUGUUGAGUCGAAGUAUUUUAUAUUAUUAUAUUUUGUAUUUUAGUAAGGUCAUCUGAGGUAAUUGCGUCCAUAAGUGAAACUCGCUUACAAAAAUAUCGAAUAGGUUAGGUGCAAAUGCAGCGAAGACGCAUUAUCCUUACCUGCUUUUGUACUUACCAGAUUUUGGUAAUUAGAAAGCGCAUUUGCUCCAAGGACGCAAUUACCCCAGGAAGUAUAUGAAAGAAAUAGGAUAUAUUUAGUAAGGCGACUGAUUGUCUGUAAGUGUGUAAAAAAUUAGCUGAGAGCGCGCUUUUGCAUAGGCAUCUAGAUUUUAUUUUAUUUUGAUACCUUCGGGUAGUACACGGAGACAACUGCUCCACGAUAUAUUUUUGUAUUUUUAUAUGAAACAAUGUUUUUGUUAUUUUUUGUUUGUCUAUGAAUUUAGUUUAAAAAAAAAUACUUAAUUUUUGUGACUGACAGUCCCAAUCGUCUACAUUUCCUUUUAUAUUUCGAGUAGCACUUCAGGCCUUAGAACGCUGUUUGGAUGCGGGUGUGUGUUAAUUGUUAUUUAAGUACGACUCGCUAGAACGGUCCGGGUCGGUGCCGAGGCGUCCGUCACUUCGUUUUCUAUGACGGGUAAUCGGUGACGGUCAUCACGUGAUUUGUAUACAAAAUUUAACUGCCUGACGCUCAGGCCCAGAUCCAGAUUGAUCUGCUGUGAGUCCUCCUUUAAGGCGGAAUGUUUUGUAUACCUGCUUGGAUCGAUUUGUGGUUUUAUAUUCGAUUUUCUAUUGAGGAAUCUUUAUGUGCCGGUUUAGUAUUGUCGCUAGUUCGAAACUUCAACUAGUAACCGAACAGAGCAUAUUAUAUGACACAGAUGUAUAUUACACUAGAAUAUUUAUGUUUAUAUUAUUAUGUUUGCUAGAUAAAACAUACUUCAAAUCGGUCAGGGUAUAUUUUGUCCUUAAGACGAAAGUGUCCGUGCGAAAUCGCCUUUUCAAACAAACGUAGUCCUCAUUUUCCUCUGGAUAUUAACAUUAUUGAAAAAAAAAAUUGACACAAUUAGUUGUAUAUCAACUACAGCUAUGCCCGAACGUUUGAUUUUUAUCGAAUUUUUAAUUGUUAUAGGAGUUACAGCAUUUAAAAAAUUCUAUGAAAUCUGUUUUACGCGCCUAAUUUUUACAAUAAUCUAAAAAGUCAAACGGGGCAUAUCUCUAUGGUUAAUAUACAUCAAAUUAUGUAAAAAAAAAUCCAUAAUGUCAAUAUCCAGAGAGGAAAAUGGAGACUACGUUUGUAUGGAAAACCGGCCGUCGUCUUUCCUCUUAAUAAGCAUAGUACGGUCACGUCUGAAAAUAUCGAGACGGACAAAGUGCCAAAAAUAUGUUUACACUAUCCUAAUAUAUGGGCCAUAAGGUCGUGUAUACAUAUUUUUGGCACUUCGAUCGUGUCGAUGUUUUCAGACGUGACUGUACCAUUGACUGCUUCAAGUGCUGUGACGUUUACUCGAUGUUUAGACGGUUCUGUCCGACUGGGAUUGUAAAAGUCAACGGGUUAUGCAUUAUUUUAGGCAAACACCUUUGCUUUAUCGUAUUAUAAUAUUGAGGCUUCCUCGCAUUAACUCACCGAUGUUUACUAGAGAUUAGGGCCUUGUGUAACUCGCCAAGUGCCUUCAUUCCUGAUAUAUUAUUAUACAAUGUUACAGAUUGAUGAUGUUGUUAGCUUCUACUUAAUAACAAUAAAGACUGUCAGAAAUUUA